AUGGAGCCAGAGCAAUUGCUAGAUAAAUUAAAUGAUAUUUUAUUAGCAGAUCAUUUUAGAUUUAUAGAAGUUAUAGGUAGAGGGAGUUUUGGUGUAGUGGUGGCUGCAUUUUGUAGUAAUUUAGAUCGAAUAGUAGCAAUAAAAGUUAAUUUAUAUUUUAAGAAUAUUAUAGAUAACAUCAAAUAUUGAUCAAGAGAAUGAAGCUAAUUUACUUAAAGCAUGUUGUCAUUAAAAUAUUGUAAAACUUUAUAAGGUGAGAGAUUAUUUGGAUUAUAGGUGUUAGUCGCUAAUAAUCAUCUUUAUCUAAUAAUGGAGAGAUUGGUUGGUUUAACUCUUGAUAAAUUAUUGAAACAAUCUAUAUUAUCAGAAUAAAGUAUAAGAAACUAUAUGAUUUAAAUUUUAAAUGCAUUAGUGUUUCUUCAUAAAAAGAAUAUAAUCCAUAGAGAUUUGAAACCAGGUAAAGAAAUUAAUAUAAUAGAAAAUAUAUUUAUAUGUGAAAACGCAUGUUUAAAAUUAAUUGAUCUUGGUUUAGGAUAAGAAAUUGUUUGUAAAGGAUGUGUUUAUUAAUCUGUUGGAACUCCAUACUUCAUAGCCCCAGAAGUCAUUUUAGGUAAGGAAUAAAGUUAAGUAAAAAAUAACUUCAUUUAUUUUAGGCUAUUGAUAUUUUUAGUUUAGGCAUUAUCUUUUAUAUGAUGAUCAACAAUUUAUAACAUCCAUUGUGGGAUGGUUAAAUGAGAAAAAGGAAUUAUUAUGAAUUUAUUUCAAAUGAAUUUACUAUUUCAUUCCCUAAGACUAUGUCUGAGUAUUCUUAAUUAUUAAUAUAUAUAUUAGAAUGGCUAAAGAUUUUGUGUUGAAUACUGUUUAAUUUAGAUCAGAAAAUAGAAUGACAGCCCUCCAAUGUUUAGAACAUCCUUGGAUUAAAGGAAAAGGAGUUAAAACACAUCCAAUGACUACAAGAGAAAUUAUGUUAAGAUAUAACAUAUAACAAAAACUAUAAAAUGUAAUUAUAUUACUAUAAUUAGAUAAUCAAAUCUAUGAUGUUUAUGAAAACUCUAUAAUAAACAUGUGAAGAAGAGAUUCAUUAUAUAAAAACAAAUGAUUCCCCUUUAAUUGUAGAAAAGGAAGAAGAACAAUUCUCUCCUCAUGAAACUGAUCGUGCCAGAUUAAGUGUUGAAUUAACAAAUUAAAAAUAAAAGCCUUUUAAAUUACAUCCUAUUCAACUAAAAAAAGUAAAUUCCUAUAAAGAUCUCCUUACUUUAAGAGAAAAACAAUUAAACUAAUAGAAAUAUCAAAGUAUAAAUUUCUAUUUAUAAUAAGAUAUGAUUUUGAGAUUUAAAGAAAAAUUAUCUUUAGGUAAUUAACUCAAUGUUAUUGGGCAUUAAAAUUUCGAUGCUCCUAUUAGUCAUCGAAAAUUAACAACUCUACCUACUAUUAAAACUAAUAGGUUAUAGAGAUAAUCAACUUUUAAUUUUAAAUAUUUUUGA
Molecule: messenger RNA, 1484 nt
Organism: Paramecium sonneborni
Lineage: Eukaryota; Ciliophora; Oligohymenophorea; Peniculida; Parameciidae
Source: the annotation of a GenBank genome assembly